Messenger RNA from Penicillium odoratum, 840 nucleotides. Its product is annotated as class I SAM-dependent methyltransferase. The transcript has a single exon. NCBI's taxonomy places the organism in Eukaryota, Fungi, Ascomycota, Eurotiomycetes, Eurotiales, Aspergillaceae. The coding region runs from base 1 to 840 and encodes 279 amino acids. The record is from RefSeq and is a predicted model, not a curated record.
AUGUCACCACGCCUAAUGACUUUCCUUGGAAUCUCAAUCCUAGGAAUCAGUACCUACUGUGGCUUCUUAUACGCGUCUUAUCGCCGUGAAGUCUCCAAGUCCCAGGCACUGAAUAUCCCCACUGACGUGUCAGACCGGUACAAUACCACAGCACCAACCUUCGACGCAGAGGUUGAGCUCUCUGAGAAAGCUAUGCGCAUGGGCGCCAAGCGCGCAGAUCUGAUCAGCCUCGCUCGUGGAGAUGUACUCGAGGUAAGCUGCGGCACAGGCCGGAACCUCGAGUACUACGAUAUUGGAGAACGGAGAGGCGUGGACGAACAAGGCCGUGCCGCCAUCCUAGGAUGUCGUUCGCUUACACUUGUGGACCUGAGUCCGCAGAUGGUGUCCAUUGCGGAAGAGAAGUUCGAGGCACUACACCCUGAGUAUAAGACCAAAAGCACCCCUGUGACGUUCCGAGCACAGGAUGCCGGGUCUGUUACCGUUGAAUGUCCUCCAAAGGGUGAGGAUAAAAAGGCUUAUUAUGAUUCUAUUGUACAGACGAUGGGGUUGUGCUCGAUGCCUGAUCCUGUGCGUACGCUACGGCAUUUGGGGGAGAUUACGGAGCCACGGAAUGGUCGCAUAUUGUUGUUGGAACAUGGGCGGUCGCACUAUGACUGGCUGAAUCGUAUUUUGGAUAAUCUUGCUCCUGCGCAUGCGGAUCGACAUGGUUGCUGGUGGAAUCGCGAUAUUGGAGCGAUUGUAAAGGAGAGUGGAUUGGAGAUUGUGGAGGAGAAACGGUGGCAUUUUGGAACGACGUGGCGGUAUGUGUUGCGUCCGAGAGCCAGUUCUGAGAGCACUUGA